Messenger RNA from Leguminivora glycinivorella, 4103 nucleotides. RefSeq lists its product as uncharacterized. Lineage: Eukaryota; Metazoa; Arthropoda; Insecta; Lepidoptera; Tortricidae. The transcript has 2 exons. The record is from RefSeq and is a predicted model, not a curated record. Bases 97 to 1353 code for a protein of 418 amino acids.
AUGACUUUUAAAUUGAACAAGAUAUCAUUGAUAUUGAUAACUAUAAAAACAAAGUCAACGAUUAGUAUUAUUUUAUAAUUAUUCGAAGAACACAGCAUGGUGCAGUUUAAAUUUGAAGGCGAUUUUGAUAUCCUUGGUGACCCUCAAAUAAAACUUGUUGAAAGUGUUCUUCGGAAUCGAGGAUACUCCAAUGGAACGGUUCUAGUAGAACAAGUUGGUAUAAAAGGGGAUAACUAUGUUGCUCAUGUGAAAAGGUUUACAUAUAAAUCUGAAGAAGGAUCCACGUUCAAGAUAAUCGGGAAAAUUGCACCGGCAGCAGAAGAACUUAGAAAUAUGAUGAAAACAAUGCUUCUAUUUAACAACGAAAUUGUAAUGUACGAUUCAAUAUUACCAAAACUAAAUGAUUUACAAAACAUAGUUGGCAAUGAAGAUAAAGUGAUAUUCCCUGCCUGUUAUGGAGUUGUGACUGAAGCACCCUAUGAAUUUAUUUUGCUUGAAGAUUUGAAUGAAUUAUACUUUGUAAUGUUGGAUAGAUUAAAACCUCUUACAAAUGAUAGCAUUAGAAUUGUUACCAAAGAUUUGGCGAUGUAUCAUUCGCUUUCAUUGGUGCUGAGAAAUAGCGAACCAGAAGUCUAUGAUAAUUUCGCGAAUAAAUUGACAAAUAUUUGGGCUGCGUGGGAUGCGGAACCACAAAUGCAACAGUUUAGUGAAGCCGCUGAGAACGAAAUUCUCGAAAUUAUAGAUGAUAGUGACAAAUAUAAGAACCUAGUGCUGGGCUCGAUUAGCAAAAUGGCCUCACAUGCAAGGGAUCAUGCAAGUUAUGAAAAGGACUCAAAAUACACCGUGAUCCAGCAGGGUGACUGUUGGAACAACAAUAUUUUAUUCAGGCUUGAGAACGGCACACCUGUACAAAACGUGAUGAUCGACUAUCAGUUAUCCAAAGAAGGCAGUCCUGCUGGCGACAUCCUGUAUUUCCUGUUCAAUUGCACAGAUCAUGCGACCAGAUUGAAAUACUACAAUGAAUGGAUCGACUACUACUACGAAAUUAUGGAGUCCACAUUGAAAAAGCAUGGCCUUGAAACAAGUACUGUAUUUCUUAAAGAGCGGCUCCUUGCAGAUUUAAAAAGAUACAGUAGACUUGCGAUUGGUUUAGGUCUGAUGCUCUCUUCAAUGUUAUCAAGGGAAUCAAAAGACACGUUUGAUUUUAAGGAGAUGUCUGGGGAUAAGGAUAAGAUGCUUGAGGAUGCCAUAGCAAACAUUUGCAAUCUGUCUUUGGAUCAAACUACUAUUGAAAGGUUGAAGGGAAGAAUUACCGGUAUCAUUGAUACUGUUCUUGAGCUUGGACUUCUUUAACUUUUGACCGAUUAAGUAGAAUUUUUCAACUAAAGUGCUUGUGUCCCUUGUGUCCCACCGCCGUAGCUAAUAUUAAACUGCGAUGAGAAUACGAUUGAGUACCAACUUAUAUUGAUUUAAACUAACACACACUCAUCAUUUUAGAACUAAACGAGACUUAAUCGCGUAUAUUUUUAAAAUAAUGCGUGGAAAUGUUUACGUUAUUCAAAUUAAAGAGAUUAUUAUUUGGAAAUUUAUAUUUAUCUGGAUUUAUGAUAUUAGAAACUGCCCAUGUUAUAGAAGAUCUUAAUAGGCUUUUUGACUGCACUAAUGGUCCCUCGUCCAAAAAAGAUAUCAUAAAGGGCAAAAGAGAAAUAUUUCCGAGAAAACAAACCACAUAGAAUUAUGGAGAAAUUAUAAAGAAAUCAUGACCAGUAUGUAUUUCCAAAAGUCUGACAGUUUUUUGAGACUGAAGAACGUACGAUGUGUACAGGGAUACGUUGCAACCUUAUCGUCUUUCGAAGACAUUUGGAAGUACGUUGAAUCAAAAGGAUUCAAAUACUUAAAUCUUCGACAGCUGAACCAAGACAGCUUAGAAAACCUUUUUGGAAUGAUUAGGCAACACUGUCCUACCAACCGGAACCCAACGUGCCAUCAUUUUACAGCUGCUCUGAAGUCAAAUAUAUUGACGAGACUAAGCACACCGGUUGGUAGAGGAGGAAAUUGUCAAGACGAUGAAAAUAACGCAAUUCUAAAUUUCGAAGAUUUCUACAAAAUUAUCAAAAAGACGGAAGAAACAGUGACACCUCAAGAUAAGGAAGCUCCUGCUUUACUCUUACCAGAAAAACGAAAGUGCCAGUCUUACAUUUACCUGAUACUCUUGAAUUUCUUGAGGAUGAUUUAGACUUUCUUUAGAAAUGAAAAGUAAUAUUUUCAAAUCGUUCGACAAACAGCCUACUGUGUAUGUCGCGGGAUAUUUAGCGUCAGUAGUGUUAAAAACAAUAGCGUGGGAUUGUGAGAACUGUACGCAAAGCUUAAAAACUGACGACAAGGAUGAACUGGACUCUUCAAUAUAUAGUUAUAUUAAACUUCGGGAGUGGUGGCCAGGCAAAACAAGCUUUACAUACCCAAUAUUAAAUCUUUGUUUACUCACAUACCUCACGUACAUGUACCUCACAUUUUGAAACCGAAAUUAAACCGAUCCUCCAUGAAGAGACACAUUACUCACCAAGCGGUUACAGUGAUGUUAAUGAAAUGCAAUAAUAUGCAAUGGAUAUGUGGUGAUCACAAAGAUGGUCUACUCCGUAUACUGCUAGUUCGUCUUUGUCAUCUGUUGAUCCGAAACGAAUGCCAUAAAGCAAACCUUUCCUUCGCAAAAUCUGAGGAACCAACUGCCGACAUUAUUAAAAGGUCGCAACAACAAGGUAUAUCAAAAUGAUUAAUGAUUUAUUUGAUUGAUUGAUGAUAUAAUAGUUACCCUUUGCUGGCACAAAACCUUUUUUGAUCAAUUUUGCUUCCAUCAAAGGAUUCCUUCUCUAAGUGAUCAUGAAUCUACAACCAUAUCUUUCUUUAUGAUGAGCUUAGUGAUGAAAUUAAAGAAGAACUUUGUGCCAAACGCGAUCGUCGGCUAUAGCUGUAUCAAACUCAAUUGGAAAUGCCUUUUGCUUAUUUGGCCACCCUUUGACUUGCCCGCCGGUGCUCAAAGAUGUGCCAUGUAAUCUAAUAAACUAGAAAUCGUUUUGUUGGUUACUUUAUUUUCAAUUCGUAGUCUUUUUGGUACAGUACAGAAGGAGUAGUAUAAAACCGACAUGAAUUGAUGAAUGCCAACUUUCCGUAAAUUUCGCCACCAAUAAUAGUACCAGUAGCAAAAUAAGAUACACUCUUAAAGCAACAGGAACAGAUUGCCUGCUAAACAAGUACUUUUUUCCCGAAUUUAUCCAUUUUUAUGGUUCUCUCCUCAUCUAGCACAUACUCUCCUACAACGUCAUUGUGGCACUGGGGUCCCGGUAAUGCAAUGAGUAAAUAAUAAAGAGGCGAGGCCCUAUUCUACUAUAUACACUUUGUCUUAUACAAAUAUAUAUGAAAUCAACACAGCAAUAUGAAAACGAAUGCCACUUCUUUCUAUUCAAUAGCCGGUCGCGUAAGAUGAAAGAGACAACGUGACAUUUGAUUGUUCUGAAUUUUGGUACAGUUUGACAUUACUACCUCAGCGUGCCUUGAGCGUGCCCAGUCGCCAUUUUAGUUGCCACUUUUUUAUGGUAGAUCGGCUGUCAAGAGGACAAGAAGUUUUCAGUUUUAAGAGUGUAUUUCGUGGAUAUAUCAGUUUUUGCAUGUGGUUUUGUACUGUAGACUUAAAGAAAUGCAAUGGCAAUAUGCCUUCGUGUUCAAUUAAACAGUGUGGUGCACGUAAAUCUAAAAAUCGACCGAAUUUGACUCUUCAUAGGUUAGUAAUCAUUUUUCACCAAAAAGUGUCAUUAUGUUUAAAUUUUGUGCUAAUUUCUAUGAUUAUUACGAUUACUUUUCAUGUCCUUGAUAAGAAUGUUGGCAACCGAGUGUAGCAGCGGCGCCACCUAGCGACGGCGCGCCAAACUACAACGAAUGUCAACAUAACGCGACGGCUCGGAAGGCGCCAUCUACCUGGCGGCAAAAAAACUGCUUCGACUAGUUAGGGAGAAGUAGGCUGGUUGAUUGUAGGUUAUGUUGCGUUUGAUUUUAUAUUAAAAUAAAGUGUAAUUAUUGCUUUGAAUAUAAUAGAAGUUUUAAACGUCACA